GCUGCUGAUGUGGCCGGAGGAGGAGUCGCUACUGAGAGGCCAGAUUCUGCUCGGAAUGUUUAGUCGUCUUUCUGGCCUUGCUAACACCGUCCUACAUGAACUGUCUGGUGAUGGAGAAGGAUCUGAAAAUGUGCAGGACCCAGUGGCAGAAUCUGGUACACUGGAGAAAAUGUCAGAGGACCAGAUGGAAACAUUGGCUCACUAUGAGCAACUGGUGAUUCAGUUGAAGGAGCUGAUCCAGCAAAAGGAUGCAGAGAUCCAGCACAAGGACACUGAGCUUCAGCAGAAGGAAACCCAGCUUAAGUUGGAAAAAGAAGCUUCCGAUGCAAAAAUUGGCAAACUGAAACUUCAAGCAAAAGCCAAACUGGCAACACUAAACAAACAGAUAGAGGGACUAAAGAAAGCAGCAACUAAUCAGGUACCUCCAGAUGGAAAUCAAGCUGCCUCUAGUACAGGACAGAAAGAAACACUGCAAAGUGUGCAGAACAAUGAGGAAAGUACUUCGAAACUACAAGAAAAUAUUAAUGAGCUAACACGACAGCUUCAUGACAGCCAAAAGAAUAUUAGUGAGCUGACAAAACAGCAUUCUGAGAGUCAAGAGACUAUAACCACUCUCACCCAUCAGCUUCAGGACAGUCAAGAAAAUGUUACGGACCUCAAAAGAGCACUUCAAGAAAGUGGGGAUGCUGCUAGAGAGCUGCACAAGCAACAGGAAACGGAGAUUCGCAAUUUCCAGAGAAAACUUGAAGAACAAAGUAAGGCCCUUGGCUCCCGAACUCAGGUGGUGCAGAUGUUAGAGCAGGAGUUGCAAAAUGCUGAACUUCAGAAACAGGUUCUAUCUGAGCAAUAUCGGGAGAUGGAGCGAGAAUUGCUAUCUCAAAAAGAGAGUGCACAACAAACCAUGAUGUACAAAGAAAUGCUUCAGGACAAGGAUAAUGCAUACCAAAUGUUACAGGAAGAGCUGGAUAAAGAAAGGAGUAUCAACAGCCAAUUACAGUCUCUCAGAGCAGAAGUAAAAAGAGGAAUGCAGGCACAAGAAGAACAAGAGCAGAUCAAAAAAGAGUUGGAAAUGGAAAAAGAAGCUAGGAAACGAAUGGAAGAAGCAAGGCAAGAGUUGGAUAUAAAAGUACAGGAUGAUAUUCAACAGUUCAGAGCUCAGCUGGAGAGAGGUGUUCAGGAGGAACUAGAAACCUUGAGGGCAGAACUAGAUAAAGAGAAAAGAGCUCAGCAGGAGCUGGAGCAGCUGAGGUCAGAAUUGGAAAAAGAGAAAGGGGCUCAAGAGGAGGAGUUGUCAAAGUUAAGAUCGGAGCUGGGAAGGAGUAAAGAAGUCGAUGAGGAGGUUCAACAAUUAAGAGCAGAACUGGAUGACAGGAAAGAAUCUCAAGAAGAAUUAAGCAUGGAGUUGGAAAGGUUAAAAAGUAUUAAUGACCUGCUAAUGGAGAAGGAAAAAGGUGGUCAGCAAGAUGCAGACUUAUCCACCAAUGAAACAGAUGAUCUUAGUGUUCAGUUAGAAAAUGUAAGAAGUGAACUGAAAAAUGGCAAAGAAAGUCAGGAAGAGCUGUCGAGACUGAAGGAAGAGCUUGAGAGAGUGAAGGAAUCACUGGCUGAUUUUGAUCAAGUAAAGGAUGAACUAGAGAAGGGGCAAGAAACAUUACUCAAGUUAGAUUUAAUGAAGCAGGAAUUCCAAAAGUUAAGAGAAGCUGAAAUUUUGGUGGGCACAAUGCAGCAAGAAAUAGACAAACAAAAGCUUGAAACGGUGAAGGAACCUCCACAACAGGUUAGUGGAACAGACACCGAUAUUCACAGAAAUGAAUUUACCCAACAGAAGGCAAUUAUUGAUGAAGACAGAGCAGUAAAUGUGAAAGAAACAGAUGGACAGAAUGAUGGAGAUGUAGCAGUAUAUGUAAAAGAAACGUUUGAAACACAUAGACAAAACUAUGCUGAAAGAGAUGAAGCAGUAAAUCUAAAAGAGGCAUUUAAAACAGAUGGACAGAAUGAUACUGAUGGAGAUGAAGCCUUGAAAGUAAAAGAAGGGUCUGAAACAGAUGGACAGAAUGAUGCUGAUGGAGCCGUAAGUGUAAAAGAAGGGUCUGAAACGGGUGGACAAAAGGAUACUGAUGCAGAAGAAGCCGUAAAUGUAAAAGAAGGGUCUGAAACAGGUGGACAAAAGGAUACUGAUGCAAAUGAAGCCGUAACUCUAAAAGAAGGGUCUGAAACAGGUGGACAAAAUUAUACUGAUGAGGAUGAAGCCCAAAAUGUAAAAAAAGUGUCCGAAACAGAUGAACAGAAUGAUGUACAUACUGCUGAAGAAUUACCUCAACUGUCAGAUGCAAGUUUCAAAACACAGUUCAAGGAAGAAUGUUUGGAUACUCACAUGCUGUUACCUCUGGAAGAUCAUGUGGAAUUAGUACAUUUCCAAUCGGAGCAGAUGCUGCACUCGUCCAUCGUGGAAGUUCAGUCACAUUCUGUAUCCCAGGAGCUAGUUGUUGAUGUUGCAGUGGAAGACCUAAAGGAAAAGCAGCUGUCCAUACUAAUGUUGGACUUAGUGGACACUCAAGAAGAAAUAAAUAGGUUAAAAGGACAACUGAACGUGGAACAAGAGUCUUUUUCUAGUCGUACUACCUUAGUAACGCAAUUAACAGAGAAUUUAGAGGAAGUCAGAAAUUUGGAGGAAUGCAGCGAUUCUGACAUCCAGUCACUAAAAGAGCAGGUGAAAGAGCUAAAAUUCCACUUGGAGGUUGUGACUUCGGAGAAGAAUGCUUUAACUUUAAAGCUUCAAGAUCUGGUACAAGAGCAGAGGCACGUGGAAAGGUUAGAAUCCUCGGAGUUACAAAAUAAGCAUUUGCCUGACUACGAAAGUCAAAAUAUACUGGCAGAACAAGUAAACAGUUUAGAAAAUGAGUCAAAGUCCAAAGAUAUAAAGAUUACUGCAGUACAGAAAGACCUUGAUGAUAUGAAUCUGCUGCUUUCAGAGCAGAAUACUAUUUCCAAGUUGCAGGAAAACCAGUUGGAAGAGAACAAGAAAAACGCUGAGAGGCUAAAGGAACUGCUAAAUCUUAGCCAAAGUAAAGAAGAAAGAUUGUCUGAGGCACUUGCAGCUAAUGAACGUGACAUAGUUGCUCUUCAAGACCAACUUUCUCAAAAGACUGCCGAGAUGGAAAUCCUACAACAUUCAUUCGCAGAAAAGGAACAGCAGGUUUCAGAAGUGAGCCAUAGCUUUUCUGAUAAGGUGGUUCUUCUAAACGAAGAAAAGUUUUCCUUGGUUAAGGAGAUAAAAGCCCUUAAAGAACAGUUAAAGACCGUUGUCCAACAAAGUGGAAAAGAGGAAGAAUCCCUGGAGAACCUAAGAAUAGACAAUGCAGAGCUAAAUCUUCAAAAAGAAAUGAUUACUCAGGAGAAGUCUGAUCUUCAGGAGAUAUUGAAAUCCACUCAGACAGAACUUGGUGAGGUAAAAACUCAGCUGGAAGAUGUAUCCUCUAGGUACAUGCACAGCCAAGAAAUCUUCAAGACCGUUCAAGAGGAGAGUGAAAUGUUGCACGUGCAAAUGGAAGACCAGAGGAGUGGAUUCUUGUUUAAACAGAAGGAACUUGAGGAAUUGCAGAUCCAAGUUGAAAACCAUAAACAUACCUAUGAAAAGGAACUGCAGCUCUUGACUGAAAAACACCAGAGUAGCUUGAAUGACAUUAGUUGCUUACAAGAAGAAAAACGUGAUUUAGAACAUCAGCUGAAAUAUUAUAUAAACAGACUUCCUGAAGAUGAUGGUGAAGCGGGAUUAAAAGAAAAAGAGGAAUUGCAAAUUCAAGUAGAAAAUCGGAAGAAGGAGGUUGAGCAGCUCAAAAGAAAGUUGCAGGCAGCGCUAGUAAGCAGAAAGGAAUUGACUAAGAAAGUAUCAAAAUUGGAAGAAGCUUUGGUGAAACAUUCAACUGAUAAAGGUUUGGAUCCUGAAGUGAUAUUAGCUAUACAAAACAGUAACCUAAAAUCUGAACAGGAAGUGGUAUCCAAAGACAUAACUGGUGAGUUUCUUAAAAGACAACAAGUUAGUCUUGGAUCUGAACUAGAACACGUAAGGAGAGAGCUAAAUGAAAAAAGUGCAGCUAAUGAACAGCUUCAGAUUUUGACUGAUGAAUUAAAAGAUAAAUCCAGACAUGUUGAAUCUUUAGCCAUUGAACCAAUAGAAGGAAUUGCAUCUGAAAAGUCAGAUAGUCCAUCCAGUCCAUUAAAUACAGAAGAGAAUGCCAAUAUGGUAUUGCAGUUGGAAAAUAGAAUAAUGCAACUUGAGCAAGACAAGGAGAACCUGCACAAAAAAGUCCAAGAGGCUCUGAACUCUCGCAGGGACACUAUUAAAAAGGCACAAGAGAAAGAUCGCCACCAUCGUGAACAGCUAAAGCAACAAAAAGAAGAGUUUAAUCUCUUGCAAGAAAAGCUUGAAAAGUUACAGAAGGACCAAAAAUCAGUUCCAGAUACUGACAGAAUACUUGAGGAACGAGCAAUGCAAACAGAAAUUCCUUAUUCAGUAGAAAAGCAGAGCAAUGACUCUUCUCAUAGAGCAGAGUGCUUAAUACCUGUGAAUGCCUCACAGGAUAGUUCUGACAAAUCUAACUGGAGAGAGGAAUGGGUAGACUUUUUACCAGAAAAGAUUGAAGACACCUUGGUUCACAAAUCUCCUUCUACAGAUAUGUCACUGGACAGUUGCAAAAUACAGCUGGAUCUCCUUCAGUCUCAGAAAAAUGAAUUGCAGUUAAAAGCCUUGCAGUUGGAAGAAAACCUUGAUGAACGCUUGGUGGAGGUUUCACAUCUACGUGAUACUAUAGAGUAUUUGACUACACAGCUACAACAAGAAAAAGACAAGUGCCAGGGUCUAGAAACACAAGCUUCUGUUUUGAAAGCAGAGAUAGAAAAAAACAAACAAGAAAUGUCUCAUCUUCAAGAAUUCACAAUAAAGAGCAUGAAAGAUGAAAUGAUUUAUAAAGGAGAAGAAGUUAGACAACUUCACCAAGAGCUAGAAGAAAGAAAUAUAGAUGUUAAGAAUGCCAAUGAGCUUAUUUCAGAAAAAGAUUGCAUAAUUUUGUCUCUAAAAUCUCAGAUGGAGUUUCAAACCAAAGAUUAUGAGGAACGCUGCAAAAAACUUGAAGUAAAGGUUCAAGAAGUACAACAGAAACAAGAUAAUGAUGAUGUCGAGGGAGAAAAAGGCAAACAGCAACUUCAGCGAAAGCUUCAGGCUGCAUUGAUCUCCAGAAAAGAUGCACUUAAAGAAAGUAAGGCUUUGAAGUUGGAGCUGGAGACUAUGAGAGCUCAAAAGCAAGAUUCAGCUAAUAGACUACAAGUUGCAGAAGGUUUAACAAGUGAACUGAACCUUGAAAAAGAAACUUUACUGAAUGCCUUAUCUGCCCAGAAAGAAGAACGAGAUAAACUAAUAAUGGAAAUAGAUAAAUGUUUAUUGGAAAACCAAAACCUUGAAGCGUCAUGUGAAAGCCUAAAGUUAGCUUUGGUAGGAAUUACACAAGACAAAGAAGACUUGAAUAAAGACUUGGGAUCUUUAAAAAUGUCACAUGACUCAAAGAAAUCUGAAUGGCAAGACAAGAUGUCUGACCUUCAAAAAGAGUAUGAGACGUUGCUGCAGUCAUAUGAGAAUGUCAGUGAUGAAACUGACAGAAUGAAACGUGCAGUGGAAAUGGUGAAACAAGAGAAGCAAGAAUUGUUUACUAAAAUGAAAAGUAUUGAGGGUAAAAAAAAAGAAGUAGAGAACGAGCUGGAAGAGUCGCAAAUGGAGAUAGAAAAUAUGAAGGAAAAAAUGAGGAAGUUUGCUAAAUCAAAGCAGCAAAAAAUCCUUGAACUUGAAGAAGAAAAUGAUAGAUUGAGAGGAGAAUUGCAUCAGUCAACAGAGGUGCAGAAAUCUGGUCAUUUACAGGAAGAUGAUGCAAUGGUUAAAGGAGAACUAACGAGAGUCCAAACAGAAAACAAUGUCCUAAUAUUAGAACUGGAACAGGUCAAGUCUGAAAAGGAAAAUUUGACAAGAGAAUCUGACGCAUUAAAGCUCCAACUGCACAGCGUUGAAUUAGACUUGCAAAAAGUUCUAGAAGAACGUAGCACUGAGAUACUAGAAAAGGAAGUUCUCCACAAAUCUGAAGCUAUUGAACUAACACAUUCAGUACCUGAACACAGUGAUAAGCUAGUUGUUGGUGAAAGAGUGGCUACUUUAGAACUGCUUACAGAGAAUGAUGAAAAACAAAAAACUGAGAAGAUUUCACAGCUUGAAGAAGUUAUUGAAAAGUUAGAAAAUGAUAUGAAGGCAAAAGAAAAUGAAACUGAGAAAAUGAACAAAAUUAUAAAUGCUUUUCAGGAAGAGAAACUAGGAUUGGACGCUCUGUUAAGCAGUUCACAAGAUGUCAUAACUAAUAUAGAAAAAGACCUUGCAGACCUGAAAAAUAAAUAUCAAACAGCUGUUCAUGACCUAGAUGAAGCAAAUAAUCAGAAGCAAGCCUUGGAAAUUGAUAAAGAUGAAUUGGAAGAGAGGUUGAUGAACCAAAUGGCUGAGCUCAAUGGAAGCAUUGGAAACUUCCAGCAAGAUGCUUUGGACCUACAGUUUAAAAAUGAAAGUUUGCAGCAAAAGUUGGAAGACCUUCAACUCCAACUAGAAGAGGAAAGAAGACAGAUGGAGAGACAGAAAGCUGAAGCCUUGUCUGGGGUUCACAAAGAAUAUGUGGAAAAGUUAAAAUCGGUACAUGAAGGUGAAAAAGGCAGGAAGACCCAGUCAAAGGAGCUACAGGAAUUGCUCAAGGAAAAGCAGCAAGAAGUAAGACACCUACAAAAAGACUGCAUACAAUAUCAAGAAACAAUAAGCCAGUUAGAAAGAACAUUUAAGGCCCUGGAAUUUGUACAUGGCGAGUGUGAGAAAGAAAAAGUUGCCUCCAGUGAUAGAGUAGCAAAAGCUGUGGCAGACACAAAGAAGGCCCAGGCUGAUCUAACAUCUCUUCAUGUCUUACUUGAUGACACUCAGAGUGAAGCUGCUAGAGUUUUGGCUGAAAAUGUAAAAAUCAAGAAGGAAAUACAAAUAGUUAGAGAGGACGUCACACUUAUUUUAACAAGGAAGGAAGAAGAUACGAAAAAUAAACUUGAAGAGGAGAGAGCGAAAAAUCUAAAAGAAAUAGUGAACUUGCAGGCUAAGAUAAGUUUGCUUCAGCACGACAAAGUACAGCUUGAAGGAUCCCUUAAAAAUCUACAGGACCAUUUGGAAGAGAAGAGCCAACAAAUGAGGGAUAUACAAGGAAAUCUGAAUCAAAACAUAGCAAAGCUUGCAGCUUUCACUCGUAGCAUGUGUUCUUUGCAAGAUGACAGAGAUCGUGUUAUAGAAGAGUCCAAAAAGUGGAAUGGGAAAUUCAAUGAUGAAUUACAGAAAAAGGAUGAUGAGAUACGUGUUAAAGAGAAAAUAUGCAUGGAUCUUAAAAAUGAACUUCUGCAAGUCACUUCUCAAGUUGAUGAACUUAAGGCUCAUGUAAGCAGGGUACAGUUGGAGAAUGAAGAACUUGUUACAGCUGGGCAGAUUGAGACAGAGAGCCUUGCUAAAGCAAGAGAUUCUCUACUGGAGGAAAAGGCAAUUCUUUCUUCCUGUCUGCAAGAAGAACAGAAGAUGCACUGUGCCUGCCAGGAGGAGCUGAACCUGCGCAGCCAGGAAGCAAAGGAUAGGCUGAGCCAACUAGAGAGUCUGAACAUAGAAGUGACACAGCUUAAGAAUGAAAAGGAGAAUCUACUGGAUACAAUACAAACGUUAGAGGCAGAAGUUCAGGACUUGAAGUUGCACAAUGAACAGACCCAAAGUGACUUGCAGGCCUCCAAAUCUUUAACGGAACAGCUGCAUAAAGAGCUGGAACAGAAAGAGCAAGAUGUUAUGCGGUUGCUAAGUGCCCAUGAUGAAGCUGUUAGUGCAGCUGUGGGGGAACUAAAUGAAAUGCAUGCAAUUCAGUGCAGAGCUCUAGAAGAGAGGCUAGAAGAAGCUGAAAAUGAUAGAAAACGCAUGCAAAGCAACUUAGAAGAACUAAAAACCCGACUAAAAGCCAACCAGGAAGAGGCUAACCAAAGUAAGGCACAGUUGCAGGCUUUUACCAAAUCUAUGUGCUCUUUGCAGGAAGAGCGAGAACGUGUAUUGAAUGACUAUCAGCAAUUGGAGCAACGGCAUCUUGAUGCAAUUCUUGCAAAAGAUGGUCUAAUUCAGGAGGCAGCAGCAGAAAGCAACAAGCUCCGUGAGGAAUUAAGAUUCCUCCGAAGCCGCUCUGAUGACUUAAAUGCACAGAAUGCAAAGUUAAAUGCUCAGCUGACUCGCUACCGGAAAGACUUAAAUGAGGUGAUCUCGCUCAAGGAUUCACAACUCAAGCAGUUGCUGGGGGAAAAAUUACUGGAGAUUGAAAAGUUGCGCAUUGAACAGAAUACCCAGGAGCUGCUACUAAAUCAUGAAAAGGGACAGAUAGAUGCUCUACAGCAGGAGUUAGAUGAAACCAAGAAAGAAAAACAGAGAAGUCUAGAACAGGUUGAUAGUCUGACGCAUUGUAUCUCAGAGCUACAAACUGAGAAUGAGACACUAAGAAAUAAGCUUAAACAGGUGGAACAAGAAGCACAAAUGCUGAAAGAUGAGCUUCUACAAGGACAGAAGGAAUUGGAAAGCAUAAAAGAAGAAGCACUGCGCAUACAAGCAGAUGCUGAAAAGCGGAUGCAGCAUGCAGAAGAUGAGUUGAAUAAGAAGCUCCAGAGCAUACAGCAUGAUACUGGCAUAUUGCGUAAUGAGACAGAGACAGCAGAAGAAAGAGUAGCAGAACUAGCAAGAGAUCUCUUGGAGGCAGAGCAGAGGCUGCUAAAUGCGAAUGAAGAAAACUCCUCUCUUAAAGCUCAGAUACAAGCAUUUGGAGGAUCCAUGAGAUCUUUGCAGGACAGUCAUGAUAUUGCUCAGGAAGAAAUUAAAAACUUGCAGAACCAACUGAAAGAAGUACUUGCCUUUAAUGAAGAUCUUGGCUUGGUACAAACAGAAAGAGAUAACCUUAAUGUCAUGUUAUCCGAAAGCAAAGAGGAACAACAACGCAUACAAAUUCAGCUGAAAGAGCUUGUGUCCAACUCACAGGUGCGAGAGGAGGAACUUCGUAGGGUGACCGCUGACUUUCAGGCUUCACAGAUGCAGCUUCGCAAUUUGUCCAAAGCCAUGGGAAGCCUGCAAGAGGAUCGUGAUAGAUUGCAAAGCAGCUUGAAGACCCCACCUAGGGAGAUAGAGAGGACUUUGCAGAGUUCAUACCAAAGAGACAGCAAGAACUCCAGUGAUCAUCCCAAUAGUUCACUACUGGAAAACCUUCAGAGCACACAGGCAGAAAUGCAGAAUCUACGCACUGAACUCGGUGAUACUAUUGCUCAAGUACACCAAAAAGAGCUGAGGAUAGAACAGCUCAAUGUUAAGCUUUCUCAGAUAUUUGAGGAGAAAAAUUAUUUAUCUCUCCAGCUGCACGAAAGCAACCAAAUCCUGGGAGAUGCAAUGAACCGGUGUUCGUCUCUUGAGCAACAGCUAAAUGAAAUGCUUCCCAAAAGUUCGGUAAGAAUAGAGGCUUUACUGAGUGAUUCUGCACCUGGAGCCCCACAGGAAAGGAAGGAGCCCCAAAAUGAAGCAGAUCAACAACUCAUGGAACUUCAGCACAGAUAUAUGGAGCUGAAGCAACAGAGUACUGAACAUGAACAUGUCAGGUCAGUCUUGGAGCAACAGCUGAGGGAGGAACGCCGAAGAGCAGAGGACAGAAUACAGGAACUUGAAGAAAACAUGAACAGAUUGGGUACGCAAGAUUGGUCAGUCCAAGAGGAAAGUGUUGCUCCACAUGAGUUGUCAUUGCUGAUGGAGCCACACGAUGCACCAAAUGUUAAGGCAAGAAGCUCAUCGCUGAAAAGACUACUACGACUUGUGUUCUGCUCUCGCACCAAAACACCCCUGCUGGCUUCGUUGUAUCUAUUACUUAUUCAUGCACUACUAUUGUUGUGUUUAACUGGGCAUCUCUGAGAGCAUACGCUUUUACCACAAAGGGAUGGCAUGGGAGUUGAGGAGCACCAACCAGGCCUCAUGCUCCUAUAAUCAGGAAUUGGAGCUGAAGCCAUGACUAGCGCCAAGAGAUUACUAUUAUCAUAGUUGUGUCUUCACGGAAAGUGUGGUAUGGCAUCAUAUCUCAGGCUCAGGGCUACACCACUAUAAAUUCUGAAGAAUGAUGUCGGCAGCAUCACUGGAUGCAACAUACAGUUUUCUAUGACACAGCUAUCUAAAAAGUUAGCAUGCUUUUAAAAUGUUUUCAACUCCUUUAACUGUUGACAAGCAUAGACGUCUAGCCCAGUUCACCUUUGUUGCCUUUUCCACAACUCGUAAACUCUCUUUAUUCCCUGUAUGAUCUCAGAAAUGAUGUUUAAUCUGCAGGAUGUUGUGUCCUCUCUUUGAU
Messenger RNA from Nanorana parkeri, 10448 nucleotides. RefSeq names its product golgin B1 (gene GOLGB1). Gene Ontology annotation, cellular component: membrane; Golgi apparatus; endoplasmic reticulum-Golgi intermediate compartment. The transcript has 16 exons. The record is from RefSeq and is a predicted model, not a curated record. The coding region runs from base 8 to 10021 and encodes 3337 amino acids. NCBI's taxonomy places the organism in Eukaryota, Metazoa, Chordata, Amphibia, Anura, Dicroglossidae.